Molecule: messenger RNA, 6619 nt
Organism: Coffea arabica (coffee)
Lineage: Eukaryota; Viridiplantae; Streptophyta; Magnoliopsida; Gentianales; Rubiaceae
Source: RefSeq, a predicted model, not a curated record
GUAGAACCAAAAAACACCCAGAACUAAUGCAUAAAAAUUCUCGAGCCUAUCGUGGAUUUCAUCAAAAGCCCAAAAUAGAGAAGCCAAAGGGCACAGACCUUGACAGCAUCCAAAUUCAAACAAGGCAAAAUUUUGGCAACCCUUUUUCUGUUGGGGGAAGAAACUUGCAAUUCCAACAACAUUUCUUCUCUUCAAAACAUCACCAGAGUUGAACGGUUUCCUUAAGUGUUAGUUGUUGACAAGGAAUAUGAGUGCUAAAACAAAGAGGAGGACUGUAACCGAGAAUGGGGACAUGGCAAACGAAGAUAGUGUUCUUGCUACCAUGAUUGGUAAUGGGGAGGAUUUGGGUCCAAUGGUUAGGCUUUCGUUUGAGACGGGGAAGCCUGAAGCCCUUUUGAAUCAGCUAAAGCUUGCUGUGAAGAAGAAGGAAGUUGAAAUCGAGGAGCUCUGCAAGCUUCAUUAUGAGGAGUUCAUUAGCGCAGUGGAUGAACUCCGUGGUGUAUUAGUUGACGCUGAGGAGUUGAAAAGUGAGCUUGCUAGUGACAACUUCAGGUUACAAGAGGUUGGGAGUGCCCUACUUUUGAAAGUUGAAGAGCUUCUUGAAUCUUAUUCAAUUAAGAAAAAUGUUACUGAAGCUAUUAAGAUGUCUAAAAUUUGCGUUCAAGUUUUGGAGCUUUGUGUAAAGUGUAAUGAGCACAUUUCUGAAGCUCGGUUUUACCCUGCUUUGAAAGCGGUUGAUCUGAUUGAGAAGAACUUUUUGCAGCAUGUUCCUGUGAAGGCACUGAAAGCACUGAUAGAGGAGAGGAUUCCACUUAUUAAAUCCCAUAUUGAGAAGAAGGUGUGCACUCAAGUUAAUGAAUGGCUAGUUCUUAUAAGGAGUAGCGCAAAGGAUAUUGGUCAAACUGCAAUUGGACAUGCUGCAUCAGCGCGUCAGAGGGAUGAAGAUAUGCUAUCUCGUCAAAGGAAAGCUGAGGAGCAGAGUUGUUUGGGACUGGGCGAUUUUACCUAUACCUUAGAUGUUGAAGAAAUCAAUGAGGAUUCUGUGUUGAAGUUUGAUCUUACUCCUGUUUAUCGGGCAUAUCACAUUCACAAUUGUCUUGGAAUAGAAGAGCAGUUUCGUGAGUAUUACUAUAAAAACCGGUUAUUACAGCUGAGUUCUGACCUGCAGAUAUCCUCAGCACAGCCGUUUCUUGAAUCACAUCAGACCUUUCUGGCUCAAAUUGCAGGUUAUUUUAUCGUUGAGGAUCGGGUAUUGAGGACGGCAGGUGGCCUGCUGUUACCUAAUCAGCUUGAUACAAUGUGGGAAACAGCUGUGUCUAAAGUGGCUUCUGUCUUGGAGGAACAAUUUUCUCACAUGGAUAUUGCAAGCCACCUUCUCUUAGUCAAGGAUUAUGUGACUCUUCUGGGUGCAACCCUUAGACAAUAUGGCUAUGAUGUUGGCCCCAUCCUUGAGACCCUUAACAGUAGUCGCAGUAAGUACCAUGAGCUUCUUUUAGCAGAGUGCAGGCAACAGAUUACUGAUGUUCUGAUCAAUGAUAGAUAUGACCAGAUGGUAAUGAAAAAGGAGUCAGACUACCAGACAAAUGUUUUACUGUUCCAUCUUCAGACCUCGGAUAUAAUGCCAGCUUUUCCCUACAUUGCUCCAUUUUCUUCUAUGGUACCUGAAUGUUGUCGUAUUGUCAGAACUUUUAUCAAGGACUCUGUCAAUUUCUUGUCUUAUGGGUGCCAAAUGAACUUCUUUGAUUUUGUUAAAGAAUACCUGGAUAAGCUCUUGAUUGAUAUUUUAAAUGAGGUUAUACUUAACACGAUUCAGAGUGGCUCCACUGGUGUUUCUCAAGCAAUGCAGAUUGCUGCAAACAUAGCUGUGCUGGAAAGAGCUUGUGAUUAUUUUCUUCAACAUGCAGCCCAACAAUGUGGGAUUCCUGUCCGAUCUGUUGAAAGGCCUCAAGGUAGUUUAACUGCCAAGAUUGUUCUGAAAACUUCGAGAGAUGCUGCUUAUCUUGCUCUACUUAGUUUAAUAAAUGCCAAGUUAGAUGAGUAUAUGGCACUCACGGAGAAUGUGAACUGGACAGUGGAAGAAGCACCACAACAAGGCAGUGAGUACAUGCAUGAGGUGGUUAUAUACCUUGACACUGUGAUGUCCACUGCUCAGCAAAUUUUACCUCUAGAUGCUUUGUACAAGAUAGGGAGUGGUGCUCUGGAACAUAUUUCUAAUUCUAUCAUGGCAGCCUUUCUUAGUGACAGUGUGAAGAGGUUCAACGUUAAUGCAGUUAUGGUCAUCAAUAAUGAUCUGAAGACGUUGGAAUCUUUUGCAGAUGAGAGGUUUCAUAGUACUGGUUUAUCUGAAAUAUACAAAGAAGGUAGUUUCCGAAGUUGCUUGGUAGAAGCCCGACAGUUAAUAAAUCUUCUCUUAAGCAGUCAGCCUGAGAACUUCAUGAACCCUGUCAUAAGGGAGAAAAAUUAUAAUGCUUUGGACUAUAAAAAGGUUGCUAUUAUCUGCGACAAGUAUAAGGAUUCAGCUGAUGGACUCUUUGGAAGCCUCUCAAAUAGAUCUUCGAAGCAGAGUGCUCGAAAAAAGUCAAUGGAUGUGCUAAAGAAAAGACUUAGGGAUUUUAAUUAGUUAGUUUUAAAAGUCUAUAAAUUGGUAGAGCAGAAAUAUCUGUCAUCAAUAGAUUCUUUCAUUAUCGCUCCUGAUUCGUCACACCCAAAAGAUAAUGGUGUACAUUGAUUUGACUUUUUGCAAAUUUGUCUAAUUAUAUUUUCUUAUAAUCUCUCUCCCUCCCUGUCUAUGUGCGGUGCUAGCGUGUGCCUCAUUAUAACAAAGUGGAAUAGGUGUCUAUGCUACUGUUUAGGGUAGUCUCAAAUUUUUCAGUGGAUGAGAGCAGUUAUGAAGCAAACCAAAGGAUGACAAUGGUUAGUAUUGAACAUAUCCCUAGCGGUUCAAAUAAAUUUCUUGUUCUGACAAUAUUUUGUGAUACUGGUCUCUUGUAAAAGCUAACAAGCUGGCGUCUACUAUAUUUUGCAAGUAGUUGAAAUUUGCAUGCUGCCCACAGGAGUUGCAAAUGCUUGCUUUGUUCCAUAACCUCUAGUUUGAUAUAUAUACUUCAUUGUAGUUUUUGUUUUGCUCACAUAUGAAAAUCUUUUGUUCUCUGUUAAGUUUUUGUGUUUUUUUCCUCCUCUUUGACUUCUUUUCUCUCCUCGGGGGUGCUUGAUAUGAGAAAAUCUAUAGGAAAAGAAAAACAAAAAAGAAUUAGCAUUGCUUCUUGAAUAUGUAUUACAACCAUUUUGUUUCCUGGGAGUCAUUUAAUGAUAGAGGAAAAAAAUCCAUGAUAAAAGAUGGGAAAAAGGAAUUGAGUUAUGCUACAUGUUAUGGCAACUGGAACUAAAUGUUUUUCUUUUCUUCUGUCUUUAAGAGAUGCUAAAAAUAUUUAUUCCAAAUGUUGGUUGAUUAUCCUAGUGGUAAUGAUUACAAUUACCAUGAUUUUCAUCUGGCCAUUAUGGAUGCGAAUUCAUUUUAACUUGUUAUUCCUCCAAAAGAUUGAUCAAUGCAUGAGACCUUUUCAGAGAAACCAUGAGUUUAGUUGUUGAUACUCUCAGAUGCAGACAUGCAUUAAUUAACAGAUGCAUUGCCGUCAGCGUUGGAAACAAAGGAAGUUUUCUUCCAUCUUUCAUGUAGAGUCAUCCACGUGAUUGUUCAUCCUUGCGUGCUCUUUCUGCAGAGUCUCUUCCUGUGGUGGAUUAAUGUUUUGGCAAUAAUUGCAGACUGAAGUUUGAAGGAACUAUGGAAAAGAAUGAGGUUUUGUUUUUGUUUCUUCAAUAACUCAUAAUUGAAGUCUAAGUGCUCAAUUUCGUAAAAUGUAUUGUGACAUACUGGACCUGAAUUGUCUAGUCGGUCUUUUAGUCUUUGAUUGGAUGAAGUCAUAAUGUGACAUGAAUUAUUAUUAUGUAUUGAUUAGUUCAGGCGAAUUGAAAGUCAUACCAUUAAUUGAGUAUCCAAGAUGAGGCAUUAAGGCUUAAGGACUAAGGAAGUGCUGUUGCUGCUCCUAAUGCAAAGAAAUACUAUAUGAUUACCUCUUUACUCUCUUUCAAAUUAAUCUCUGAUUUUUCAGUAUGACAGGUAUGAAUCUCAUGUCUCUGUGGCACAUACUCACUUCAUACGGUUAGUCAUCUGCUUAUUCUUCACAAUUUGUCUUGCUGCAUAUGAAGUUGAACAACCCUUGUGUUCUGGUUGUGUCGUUUUAGUGAAAUUAAAUUCACGCUAUGAAAGUACUCACAGAAGGCAAGAGGCAUAAUGCUGUCAUUGUUCCUUUCUGUAUCUCUUUUUUUUUUUUUUUUCAAAUGCUCCUAGCCAUUGAUGGCUAAGACUGGCAAACAAUUUUCACCCUGGUCAAGUUAAUAGCCAAAGCAGUAGAACCUGACACAAUAUCUUCCAUGCCUAUAGCUACCAAUAAAGAAGGAUGUGUUAUGUGUUAAUCGGCGGGGGAAAUCUCACUCUAUUCUUUUAGUUGCAAGAAGUCAUUGGAAUGCUUCAUGAAUGAGUUGUGUCUUCCUUUUGGACUUGGCAAAUCAAAAGCUUUGUUGUGGCCUCUUGGUCAAGUACCAGAAGAACUUCCUUGUUAGCAGGCGGCUUUGUAGUGAGGAAUGGGAACUUCCAACUAAAUGGAAAAAACAAGUAUUUAUUAGAUAGUCUUCUGAAUACGGUUGUCCCUAUGUCAAUUGAUGCAUAUACAUGCAUAUAUUCAUGUAAGUACGCAAAAUCACAGUCUGACUAACAUCUGCUUGAAAUCAUAAUCACCAUGUUUGAAGUAUUUAAUGUAAGUUCUGCUACUGAUAAUGGCUUGUUGUAUAGCUAAUUGGCAAAUCUUUGAUUACCACGUUGAAUUUGUGCUUGAAAUAAUAAAACGUGAAAGGCAGAAACAAGUAGUUAGUGGUUGAUACAGCUGUGGCCAUUUUUUUUUCCUUUUUUUGUUUAUUAUUCAGCUCUGGCUAUUUUCGUUUCUUUCCUUUCUCUUUUCUUUUUAGUUCCACCAAUCUGAGUUUGGAAAAUCAUCGCUGGCUUGAAUAUUUUGGUAGGAAUUGCUGGAUUAAUGUUUUACUAAACUCCUUAACUUUUUGAGAAACCAAACAUAUGAAAUUAGCAACCUGAUUGUUUGGAUAGCAUUUUUCUGAAUUAUGUUAAGUAUUAUACAAUUCAGGUAGCAUUUUUGUACACAAUUCAGAAAGCAUUUUUUCUGGUGACUUGGGCUUGGUGUAAUGAUCAUAUUAAAUUAGCAACCUGAGAAACCAGACAAGUUGCUAUCUACCAACAAAAAACAGAGGACAUGGAGGAAGUAGCAGUAAAAAAGAAUAGGCCUAUAAUGCGGAACUGAUGAAUGAUCCGUCGCAUUUAUUUGUGUAGUGCCUUUUUUAAUUGUAGGUGGAGAAUGCCAGCAUUUGUUGAUAUGCUCUUACUUCUGAACAUUGCUUUACUUUCUCCUCAAAUUCGCAUGACUGAUUUUAGUUGCUUUAGUUGUAAAUGUCUUUGCAGGCCUCUAAUUGAUUAUUUAGUGUCAUUGAAUGUUAUGCAAUUAAGCAAUUACCACCAGUGGACCAGGAUUGAAUUACAGGUGCCUUUCUUGUGACUGGUGACAAUGAGCCUUGUUUAGAGAAGGCUUUCUCAUUUUUCAGGAGGAACUAUGAGGUCUUCUUCCAUGUGCUUGUGUGGCAGGGUCAUCUUAGCUGUCUUGCUUCCGCCAUGGGCGGGCAGUGAAUACCAAUAACAUCACUUUGGUACGUAAGUUAAAAGGAAAAAUCAUUUUGGCUUUUUCAGGAACUAAGAUAUCGCAUUCCGUAGUCAUGCUUACUUUGCUACAAAUUGAGAGGUGGGUACGUGAGUUUCUUCCCCGUGUCAUUUGUUCUAUUCCAACCUGUUAAGCCUAAUAUAUGAGAGUUGAUGAAUUAUUUCCCCACGAUCAUAAUUGUAGAUUCUAUUGCUCUCCUCUUAUAUAUUUAUUAUCCUUAACGAUAUGCUAGGCAGAAUAAAUUGCCAUCAGUUUCAUGAUAUAUAAAUGCAUGAAACAAAGAUUCAAGUUUUACUGAACAAGAAAGAGUUGGGUUUUAUGUUUUAGACUCUUGAACUUCAGUUGAGAAUAGAAAUAACUAGAAACUAUUAUUGGAUGACAAAUACUUUUGUGUGCUGAUCAUCUUUCACCUACUGUGUUUGCUUUUGAGAAACAAAUUUGAGUCUUCUGCAUGCAUUUGUCUGUUUUACCUCUCCACUUUUCUCAAUUCUUCUUUCUUAGAAUUUCCUGGUGGUACUAGACACGAAGGUUGAGAAUUCGAUUUUUUAUUUGAAUGUAGCCUGAUGAUGGUGGGGGAGCAUUGAGCGGGAUUUAUUUGGGAUUAAGGGACUCUUGCGAAAAUAUACUCAUUUAUGCUAUGGGAUUACUUGGUGGGACUAAUAUGGUUUGGCCCAAAUUGGUGCCGCCCAAUUCUAUGAUGUAACAUAAAGCCCCAUUUGUGGUACUUUGAACACGUGGAUAUAUUUCAGGUCCACCAUUCAUUUUUUUUCCCUUUUCGAAAGAGGUCCAUCUGCUUUUCUGUAUUUGAAUCCUAAUUAAUCCUAUCUACAUUCAUGCAA